Messenger RNA from Racocetra fulgida, 722 nucleotides. NCBI's taxonomy places the organism in Eukaryota, Fungi, Glomeromycota, Glomeromycetes, Diversisporales, Gigasporaceae. The record is from the annotation of a GenBank genome assembly.
AUGCCACGUACUCGUACUAAUGCGACUUCGGCAUGUAUGACUUGUAAAAAGAGACACGAAAGAUGUUUAAGACUUUCUGAGGGACAAAUUUGCACAAAUUGUGAAAAGCACAACCGUGAUUGUAUUCCCGUUCCAGGGAACAAACGUGGACCAAAGCCACGCGGACUUAGAUCUAGGUCUACCAAUUUCCAACCUUAUCCCAAUAUUAACUCUUAUGGAGCUACCGAAAUAUUUCAAAAUACAUUUGUUAAUCAAUCUCCCUCAUCAUAUUACUCUUUCGUUCACGAUGAAUCAAUGCCAAACCACGAACGAAAUAUCACAUUUUUUCCUAAUUCUUUUUCCACUAGUUAUUAUUUCGAAGCUCCACAUUCUUAUAACGAACAAAAUUCAUUUUCAAGUUAUUUAAGCGAUUCCGUUGGAAUUUCACUCCCUUAUAAUAAUGUUAUGAAUACUUCUCUCAACAUUAACCCUUUUGAGAUUACCGAAACAUUCCAAAACACAUCCAUUAAUAAAUCUCCCUCAUUGUCAUCGUCUUCUUCCUCUUUCAUUCACGAUGAACAAGAGCCAAAUAACGAACCAUAUAUCACAUCAUCCUUUAAUUCUUUUUCUACUGGUUGUUCAAACGAUUCCUCCUUUUUCGAAACUCAACAUUCUCAUAAUAAUGGCAUUACUACUACUUUCAACAUUACCCCUUAUGGAACUGCCGAUGCAUUCCAAAAUAC